Molecule: messenger RNA, 1688 nt
Organism: Cimex lectularius (bed bug)
Lineage: Eukaryota; Metazoa; Arthropoda; Insecta; Hemiptera; Cimicidae
Product: location of vulva defective 1
Exons: 2
Coding region: 162-1493 (443 amino acids)
Source: RefSeq, a predicted model, not a curated record
UUUGUGCAACUGAAUUUCCCUAUUUGCUAAACUUGGGCUCUAACGAACGGUACAAAACGAAAAUAAAAACUGGAAAGUGUGUCAGCAAGAAGCAAGAAAGGGAAGGAAGUCCCCUCCAAACUGAGGCCCUCGAGUUCAGUAUUUCAUGCACCUCCACGGAGAUGUGGUUAGCUCUCGUUUUACUAUGGCUCGCAGCCAAUUCGAGGGGAAAUGUGAUCGACAACAAUCUGGACGUCGAGGCUGUGAAGGAAGUCGAAUCUCUCCUCGCCAAAGACCCGAACUUGCCUCGGCUGACCAGGGGCGAAAUUCUCUCUCUCAUUUCUGAAAUACGCCAGGGAAAGGACGUGAUGAUCGUCCUUCCUCAGAACGUGACGACCACGACGACGACGCCGAAACCGACGAGGAAAACUAUCAAAAGGAGAAGAAAGCCUGUCAGGCCGGUCUAUCGUCAGUCCACUACCACCACGACUACCAGCACGACGGAAAAUCCGACUCAGCCUAGUUUCAAAGCAGCAUCGGAUAAUGUUCGACCAAUUUUUGUCACACCCGAAUUGACGUUUGAGACUUCAUCGACUGUCAAAUUAUCUUCGACGACUGUCAGACCUACUGAAACGACACCCGGCUUCUCGACGACGACAAAAGUCGGUUCCAAUCCGGACGUCUUUGUAGCGGCGGAGUCUCUCGGACCGGACAUGAAGGAGCUCCUGAGUAGCUUCGGUCUUCUUGGCCCAGUUGCCACGACGGAAAAGAUCACAUACCAAGGAGACGUGUCCCCCACAGUGGACCCUUCGUCCUAUUCUAGGUUCAAACCGCUAUCUUUUGAGUCGGAAGGCAUGUCCCCAGAUAUGAAAUCUUUCCUCUCGUCGUACGGCCUCUUAGACAACAGAAAGUCCAAAUCUGUCAACAUAGACCCAGUCGAACAACUCCCAGGCAAAGAUGUCCUACAAGACCUCGGCGUCGCCCCUACCAAGAACAACUUCAUCUUCAACCCUCGAAAACUGAGCAAGAACAAUACCGAGGAACUGCAGAAGGUCAACGAGAUCCUUACCAGAUUGCGGGAAAUUUCCGAAGGGAAUGCCACCGAUCUGAACAGCGAGGAGGUGAAGGAAUUGCUAGCCUUGGAGAACGGUACGAGGCUGGCCGAGCAGGAUAACAUCGAUCCUUUAUCGGACAACUUCACCCUUUCUGAGUUGAAGAACGAGAUAAAAAGACAGCAGCCGAACUCGACAACGGCCGAACCGACCGAACCGCCCAAGACGACUCCUCUUGACGACGACCCUGAACUCUUGUCCGGCGACACGGGUGCCGUCUUGGGAGAUUCCUUCGGAGGAACCGGUGACACGACCACCGCCAAACCCAACGGUUUCUAUUUUCUUUUCGACUGGAACAGCUUCAUCGACGUCGGGACUGAGGACGAACCGCGGAAGGUCAACAUCAAUUUUUCACCGAAAGUGGGUGAUCCCAGAAAUUUCAUCAGCGUAAAAAUACCUUAGUGGAGCGAUGCCGAACCGUCUUCCCGUUACUGAACUUUGGUCUGGGUUCACCCGUUAUCUUCGAAAUUGGGUGAUCAAGUCCAGAACCGUUAAACGGAUCUAAGAUCAAUAUUUUGGUUUAGAUUUAAACCUUUUGUAAAUAAUUGUAGAUUUUAUAAUGUUAUAUGUAUUUAUUUGUAAAAAAAAUAAAGUAUU